AUGGAUUUGUUGCAGUUAGAUGAUGAGGAACAGGAAAUCCUUCAAAUAUUAGCAGAGAAUGGAAUAAAAGUAACGAAUCCUAAGAAAAAACAUCAGAGCCGGAUACAAAUUUUAGAGAACAUUUUAGUAUACAAACCAGACAACGAACUCCUUCAUGCGAUUAAUAUAGCAGCCGAAUCCGAUCCUUCCUUUAAGUGCCCAAAAGAAUCCCCUUUAGAAGUUGAUGUACAAGCGUCGAACUUGGGUUCAUUACUUAGUGUUGCUACUGAAAAUGGUCCUGAAAUUGAAUUUGAAGACACAUUUUCUGUUACCGGGAUUGAUGAAGGUGCUCCUAAAUCGAAUGCUAUUAUUAAAAUAUGCGAAGCUUCGGAAGGUGUCAGUGAAUUGGAAAUCACGCAUUUUACUACCAAUGAUAGUCAAACAAUUGGAGUUGUAGAAGUGGAUGAAUCUGGACUUGAAACAAUUGACAAUGAAGUACCAGAGAAGCCCAAACGCAGAAAACAUGCUGCUUGUACAGAAUGGCAAAGAAAUAUAACGAAAGAAAAGAGAAUGCGGGGGAGAGAGUUAUUCAGGAUAUUCCAGAAAGGAAAAACAGGUUACGACAGGUAUACAAAGAAGUAA
Parnassius apollo (apollo) is the source of this 621-nucleotide messenger RNA. Lineage: Eukaryota; Metazoa; Arthropoda; Insecta; Lepidoptera; Papilionidae. The record is from the annotation of a GenBank genome assembly.